UAUGGGCCCAGUAUUCGGUCGGACCUGAUACCUCAGUGGACGGUAGUGGUCGCUUUCUUUACCUACUUGAUCAAGGACAAUGUAGAGAGCAAACAGGUGGUUUUAAUAGAAAACCUAUUGGAGAUGAUUUUGGAUGUCCAGCUGGACCAGAGCUGCUGGGUGCGGAAGGUCGGGGUAUGCCCCGGAGAAUUUGAAUAAGGAGCUCGUGGUGCGGUACUGCAAUCAGAUACUGGGCAUUUUAAUGGACUGUUUGGAUUAUCACAAUUUGGGGAACGAAAGCGAGCUGAUCCUGGAGUCCCUGCAAUCCUUCUCGAAACUCCUGAACAGUUUGCCAGGGUACAAAUUCAGUUCCUUUCAAGUUACCGGAGCAGUGAGGAUCAAGUUGCUAUUCAGUCAAGAGGAUCCACGUCUAAGGAGAUCCUCGAUCCAGUUAUUAGGAGAUCUGGCAACAUCCUUUGGCCAGGAGACCAAUUUGGAGGCAUUCAAGGAUCGAGUGAGAUCCAAGGGAACCUCAUCACUUUACUCUUGCAUCUAUGCGCCUCCAGACGUGUAUAUUGUCAAGGCCUGUAAAAGUACAAUGCAGAAGGUUGGCCCUUAUCUGGAUUUUCCGAGGUGGCGUCUAAGGGCCAAUCCCGCCCUUGUCAUCGGUUUGUUCUACGCCGAACUACUACCCGAGAAUAAACCGAAAGUUUCACUGGAAACUGUCUGUGAUAAACUGAACAGACUGAUGCAAGACGAGUCAGAAGAAGUUAGGAUUAAGAACGGAAUGUGCUAG
Anthonomus grandis grandis is the source of this 775-nucleotide messenger RNA. RefSeq lists its product as uncharacterized. The transcript is spliced from 5 exons. NCBI's taxonomy places the organism in Eukaryota, Metazoa, Arthropoda, Insecta, Coleoptera, Curculionidae. The record is from RefSeq and is a predicted model, not a curated record. Gene Ontology annotation, cellular component: cytoplasm. Bases 134 to 775 code for a protein of 213 amino acids.